UACGUCUGGCCGAGAUUGCUUGUGAUCCCGCCUCGGGAAAAUUCAUUAUCUUUUCGAGAUUCAGUUCUUAACGUUUAAUUCACUUAUGGUUCCGCUAUGCUAGUUUUUUCUUUGAUUUGUAACUAGUUUGCGGCCUUGAAAUAGUUUCAGUUGUCAACAAGCGCAUUUUGAGCAAUGAAUUUGCUGUUAGUGGAGUGUAAUUUUACUUAAGUUGCAAGACAGUUGCUAUGAAUAUUUAGUCUUCUAAUAUAUUCAGUAUGUCAUCAGUAUUCAUGAUGAAAAUGUUAAAACGCUACCAAAGUUAUGUCAUUUUGCAGAUGUAUGUUUUUGUGCUCUGUAUUUAUUUUAAAAAAGGAUCCUUAGUAUUUGGCGAAGGUAGACGACCACUUUAUAUUAUAGCGCAUAUGGUAAAUUCUAUUUACGAAAUGGAUGAAUAUUUAGCAAGAGGAGCGAACGCUAUUGAAGCUGAUGUAACAUUCAGUAGUAAUGGAACGAUAAAGAAUGUUUAUCAUGGAUAUCCUUGUGAUUGUUACAGAGUAUGUGAUGAGAAAGAAAAUUUUGCAAGCUAUCUAAAUCACAUACGAGAUCUUUCGAAUCCAAAGCAUGUGAAUUACCAUGACAGUCUGACGCUUUUGUUUCUAGACUUAAAGUUAAGUGACGUAUCUCGAUCACAAAAAUAUAAAGCUGGUGAAGAAAUUGCUAAAUAUUUGAUCACACAUCUUUGGAGUAAUAAUUUGAGUGACCCGCAAAUUAGUGUUUUACUUUCUAUCGGCCAUACGUCAGACAGUGAAACUAUUAGAGGUAUUCAAGACACAUUUACUACAUCCAACAGAGGAACAGCAAUGCAAAAAUUAGGCUUCGAUGUUGGUCUAAAUGACGAUUUGAAUUCUAUUCGCAGAAUGUGGUCAAAAUUAGGUGUUAAAAAUAAUCGCUGGCAAGGUGAUGGUAUCACCAAUUGUUUACGACCUUUCAGAGAAGACAGUAGGCUCCGCCAUGCCAUUCGGAUAAGAGACUCAGGAACAGGCUUUAUUGAUAAAGUGUACGAUUGGACAGUAGAUAUUACAUCACAUAUUCGACGAUCUUUACGAUCAGGAGUCGAUGCAAUUCUUACUAACUUUCCAGAAAGAGUCGUAUCUGUACUUCAGGAAAAAGAAUUCAAAGAGAAAUAUCGCUUGGCUACAGCUAGUGACAAUCCAUUUUCCCGAGUUCGUGUUGCUGCGAUUAAAAAUAAACAUCAAGUAAUGAAUAUGAAUACUUACGUAUCCACUAUGAGAGAAAUUACUAUAGCUCUUAUGGGAUAUGCAUGGGACUUUUAUAAGCUCAGGUUAAAAAGACCGGGUACAUUAUUUCCGUUAAUACAAGAAUUUUUCAGCCGCACUGUUCCAGUUUUACAUGAAUAUCGGUCUACUUUAAAGCGUCUGUCGCGAAGGAAAACAAAAACGCGAUGACCUUUUCAUGUUAUGCAUUCGCCGGUAUGAAGAACAAUUUUUUGCAGGAGUGCAUUCCGUAUUUUUCUCAUAUGAUUCAGGUUUGUCCAUUUUAUCAAGAUGUUCGGUAGUACGAUAGGAGUAAUAUGAUGCAGCAAUUUGGACAGUUUUUUAAUGCGUAGUAGAAAAUGCUGCUUUUUCUGCUGGGCAGAAAGCCUUUAGCAUAAACUUUCUUAGACAGUGUUCAAACUAUUUAUUCGUAUUAUUUAUUAUUUCUAAUGAACAGUUCUUAUUUGUGAAGCUACUUGUCUUGUUCAAAAGUUUGGUACUCCGUGCUUAUUUGAUCAUGUUAAACAAUGAUGUGAUGGUUGACCAUGUAUAUCUUCAUUGUAAAGUGCAUUGAAAAUAGCGCAGUAAAUCCAAAUUUAAUUUUUACUUCAUCUGAAAAAUAA
Molecule: messenger RNA, 1879 nt
Organism: Stegodyphus dumicola
Lineage: Eukaryota; Metazoa; Arthropoda; Arachnida; Araneae; Eresidae
Product: dermonecrotic toxin StSicTox-betaIB1i pseudogene
Source: RefSeq, a predicted model, not a curated record